Gossypium raimondii (Peruvian cotton) is the source of this 1019-nucleotide messenger RNA. Its product is annotated as glutathione S-transferase DHAR3, chloroplastic. Gene Ontology annotation, biological process: protein glutathionylation; ascorbate glutathione cycle; cellular oxidant detoxification. Gene Ontology annotation, molecular function: glutathione dehydrogenase (ascorbate) activity. Bases 73 to 861 code for a protein of 262 amino acids. NCBI's taxonomy places the organism in Eukaryota, Viridiplantae, Streptophyta, Magnoliopsida, Malvales, Malvaceae. The record is from RefSeq and is a predicted model, not a curated record. The transcript is spliced from 6 exons.
CCAUAAGCGGAGAUAACCUAAAAAAAAAAAAAUCCGAACUUUAAAACACACACAAAAAAAUAAAAAUAAAAAAUGUCGACGGCAGUAGCAUUGUCUUCCUCACUUAAACACAAUUUAGCUUUGGGCAUUCGAUUCCCUCAAAACCCUUCCUUUUACCGUCGAAAUGGACCCAAAGUUUCAACUUUUAGAACCUUCACAGUUGCAAUGGCGGCCAUUAACACUACUCCUCUUGAAAUCUGCGUUAAAGCUUCUGUUUCCACUCCCAAUAAGCUUGGCGACUGCCCCUUUUGCCAAAGGGUAUUGCUGACUAUGGAAGAAAAGCAUCUUCCUUAUGAAAUGAAGUUGGUAGAUUUGUCAAACAAACCAGAAUGGUUCUUACAAAUCAGCCCCGAAGGGAAGGUUCCGGUAGUGAAAUUCGAUGAGAAAUGGGUUCCUGAUUCUGAUGUCAUUGCGCAGUCAUUGGAAGAAAAGUAUCCCAAUCCACCAUUGGUAACUCCGCAGGAAAAAGCAUUGGUUGGCUCGAAGAUCUUCUCCACAUUCAUCGGUUUUCUUAAAAGCAAAGAUCCUAGCGGUGGAACAGAGCAAGCAUUGCUUGACGAGUUAAGCUCAUUCAAUGAUUAUAUCAAAGAAAACGGUCCUUUUAUCAACGGGGUGAAGAUUUCUGCGGCGGACUUAUCUCUAGCGCCAAAGCUAUACCAUCUCGAGAUUGCUUUAGGGCAUUACAAGAAAUGGUCUAUUCCGGACACACUUCCCUACACGAAAUCUUACAUGAAGACGAUUUUCUCGAUGGAUUCAUUCAUGAAAACACGUGCUAGUCCCGAAGACGUAAUUGCGGGUUGGCGUCCAAAGGUUAUGGGUUAAUUCUUGGCAUGCAAAUGAGAUCAAAGGACCUAGUUUUGUAUCUUCGAAGUUAAUAUCUUAUUUCCAUUGGUAUUUACCCAUAAUGUAUCAAAUAUUAACUCGAUAUUCUAUGUCUAAUAUUUAUCAUAGAGCCUAAUAUAUUUUAUUUUAGGUUGAAA